AUGGUUGCAGAGACAAAACUAUAUGACACCCUUGGUGUGUCGCCAGACGCCACUCCAUCUCAGCUGAAAAAGGCGUACAGAAAACUGGCUCUUAAAUUUCACCCAGAUAAGAACUCAUCUCCAGAGGCUGCAGAGAAAUUCAAAGAUAUCACAAGUGCCUACGAGGUGUUGAGUGAUGAAAGAAAGAGACAGAUCUACGAUCAAGUUGGUGAAGAAGGUUUGAGCGGUGGAGGAAUGGGGGGUAUGGGAGGCAUGGAUGGAUCUGACAUCUUUUCUCAAUUCUUUGGCUUUGGAGGUCAAAGGGAACCUCAGGGACCAAAGAAGGGCAAAGAUAUCAAACAUACCAUUAGUUGCACGUUGCAAGAGUUGUACAAGGGCAGAACUGCCAAGUUAGCCUUAAACAGAACUGUGCUUUGUAAAUCAUGUGACGGUAAGGGUGGCAAAAACGUGAAGAGGUGUUCCACUUGUAACGGUACAGGUAUGAAGUUUGUCACCAGACAGAUGGGACCUAUGAUCCAAAGAUUUCAGACUACCUGUGAUGUGUGUAACGGAGAGGGAGAUAUCAUACCGUCUAAAGACAGAUGUCAAGUCUGUAGGGGUAAGAAGGUCAAUAACGAAAGAAAGAUAUUGGAGGUGCAUAUCAAUCCUGGUAUGAAGGCUGGUGAGAAGGUUGUUUUUCAUGGAGAAAGUGAUCAAUACCCUGAUACUAUUCCUGGUGAUGUUAUAUUCGUUGUUGAUCAGAAGCCCGACGAUAAGUUUACCAGAAAGAACGACGACCUCUACUAUGAGGCUAAGAUCGAUCUUUUAACGGCUUUGGCAGGAGGAGAAAUUGGUUUCAAACAUGUAAACGGAGAGUUUUUGAAAUUGGAGAUGAUUCCCGGUGAGGUCAUUUCUCCAAAUAAGGUUAAAGUGAUUGAAGGUAAAGGUAUGCCUAUUCAAAAAAUGGGAGAUUAUGGUAACUUGUUUGUCAAGUUUACUGUUGAGUUCCCUCCUGAUCACUUUGCUACAGAUGAGAAAUUGAAGGAUUUAGAGAAGAUCCUUCCUCCUAGACCGAAAUUGAAUGUUCCAAGGGGUGUUGAAGUUGAUGAUUCUUGCAUGCUAGUUGAUUAUGAUCCUAUCAAGCAUAGUGGUCGUAGAGGACACAACGGCUCUGGCUAUUACGAUGAGGAUGAAGAAGAAGAAGGUCAACCUGGUGUUCAGUGUGCUCAACAGUAA
This is a messenger RNA of Brettanomyces nanus, 1215 nucleotides long. RefSeq lists its product as uncharacterized. The record is from RefSeq and is a predicted model, not a curated record. The transcript has a single exon. Gene Ontology annotation, cellular component: nucleus; cytosol; cytoplasm. Gene Ontology annotation, biological process: protein refolding; response to heat. Gene Ontology annotation, molecular function: ATP binding; Hsp70 protein binding. Lineage: Eukaryota; Fungi; Ascomycota; Pichiomycetes; Pichiales; Pichiaceae. Bases 1 to 1215 code for a protein of 404 amino acids.